AUGGCAGCAGAAAUGCAGAAAAGCAAAAAUGAAAACGGGGGCAAGAGGCUUGAGGUGUAUAGACAGCUCGCAGCAAAAUGCUCGCUGUGGCCACCCGGGGCUUCGCAAGGCGCCCCACAGCAGCAACUACUGCAGCAGCAACAACUGCAGCAGCAGCAGCAGCGGGACCCCCCGCAACUGCAGCAGCAGCAACAACAGCAGCAGCUGCCACGGCAGGCACCCCCAGGCUCUUCUCGGGCGUCAAGUUUCUUGAGCAAAAAAGACGAGGCGCUGCUGCGGCGGCUGCUGGCCAAACACCCCGAGGCGGACCCCCGCUACCGCAGCACGGGGGGCCCCGCGCUGCUGCAGCCGCUGCAGCCGCUGCAGCAAGCCAUUUCUUUAUCUGUGGCGAAGCAUUUUGCUGCUAAAGCUUCUAAGGCUUUUCUUGAAGAGUUGCCGCUGCUGUUUGCUGCUCACGGCUGGCAGCCGCCGCCCGAGCACAGGGCCCUGCUGCAGCAGCAGCAGCAGCAGCAGCAGCAGGCCCAGGGCCACAAGCGCGACGGCUAG
Molecule: messenger RNA, 546 nt
Organism: Eimeria necatrix
Lineage: Eukaryota; Apicomplexa; Conoidasida; Eucoccidiorida; Eimeriidae
Exons: 3
Coding region: 1-546 (181 amino acids)
Source: RefSeq, a predicted model, not a curated record